Miscanthus lutarioriparius is the source of this 6933-nucleotide messenger RNA. Lineage: Eukaryota; Viridiplantae; Streptophyta; Magnoliopsida; Poales; Poaceae. The record is from the annotation of a GenBank genome assembly.
AUGGCCUCCACCAGAAGCUGGACCCUCGAGAUCGUGUCACCGGUGGUCGCGCCACGCCUGUUCCGUGCCGUCGUGUUGGACUGGCACACCCUGGCGCCCAAGGUCGCCUCCCACAUCAUCGCCAGCGCCCACCCCGUGGAGGGCGAUGGCGCCGUUGGCAGCAUCAGGCAGUUCAACUUCACCUCAGCCAUGCCGUUCGGCUUCGUGAAGGAGAGGCUCGAGUUCCUGGGCGUGGACAAGUGCGAGUGCAAGUCGACGCUCGUCGAGGGCUGCGGCAUCGGCGUGGCCAUCGAGACCGCGGCGUCGCACAUCAAGGUGGAGCCCGCGGCCGACGGCGGCAGCGUGGUGAAGGUGGACUCGACGUACAAGCUGCUGCCGGGCGUGGAGGUGAAGGACGAGAUCACUAAGGCAAGGAGUCGGCCAUCCAUGAUUUUUGCCUACAAAAGUUGGAUAUAUGCAAGGAAAUGGCCAACAUAUGUGCAAGGACCUCAACUAAGCACACUUUGCAGCCUUUUGACUCUUUUUGCAUGGCUUCUUGUCAUUUCCCCUAUAGCAGUUCUGCUCAUGUGGGGAAGCAUCCUUAUUGCUCUUCUGGAAAGGAACAUAAUUGGUUUAGCUGUUAUAAUGGCGGGUGUUGCUUUGCUUCUGUCAUUCUACUCUAUAAUGCUCUGGUGGAGAACACAAUGGCAAAGCUCAAAGGCUGUUGCUUACCUUCUCCUCCUGGCAGUAGGCCUACUAUGUGCCUACGACUUUUGUGCUAUUUAUGUGACAGCUGGUGCUAGUGCUUCCGAGCUUAAUUCUCCAUCAGGGUUCUUCUUCGGGGUGUCUGCAAUAUCAUUGGCCAUCAAUAUGCUUUUUAUAUUUAACUUCACCUUCUUGCACAUUUUAUGCACAGUAUUAAGUGGAUUUGAUGUUGAUGAAUAUGUGCGGAGGUCGUACAAGUUUGCCUAUUCUGACUGUGUUGAAGUGGCUCCUGUUUCAUGCUCUCCUGAGCCACCAGAUCCUAGUGAGUUAUACAUGACAAAAUCCAGCAGGGUCUUGCAUUUAGGGCUUCUCUACAUUAGCUCGCUGCUUGUGCUUGUUGCCUAUUCCAUCUUGUAUGGUCUUACAUCAAAAGAAGCUCGUUGGCUGGGUGCUUUAACUUCAGUUGCAGUGGUGAUCCUUGACUGGAAUCUGGGCUUGUGUUCAUUUAGAUUUGAGCUUCUUAAAAGUCGGAUGAUAGUGUUAUUUGUGGCUGGAACAUCAAGGGCUUUCCUUAUAUCCUUCGGAGUGCAUUACUGGUACCUUGGCCAUUGCAUCAGUUAUGCUUUUGUAGCAUCUGUGCUUUUAUCUGCUGCUGUCUCUUCCUGGCUUUCUAUUUCAAACCCCUCAGUUGCAAGGAUAGACGCUCUAAGAAGUACAGUUAUAAAGCUGCGAGAGGGAUUUCGAAGAAAAGGACAGAAUAGUUCUUCAAAUUCAUCAGAAGGCUGUGGCUCUAGUGUGAAGCGUAGUAGCGGUAGUGUUGAAGCUGGUCAAAAUGGUAAUGCAACGGAUUCUAUGUACAGAAGCAACUCACAAAGCGAUGGUGUCAAUUGGAGCAGUAUUCCUUUUGACCGAUCAAACAGUUGUCAAGAAGGCCGGAGCUCUGACAAGAACAUAGAUAGUGCACGUGCAAGCUUAGCUCAUCGGAGUAAUUCAUGCCUAUCUGCUGUCCAAGACUCUGAAACUGCUGUUGUUUCAAUAGAUAGGCAUGGAGAUCCCACUACUUCACUUGUUUGUUCUAGCAGUGGUUUGGAAAGUCAUGGCUGUGAGCCUAGUGGAUCAGCCACCACCUCAGGUAAUCAACAAUUAUUGGAUUUGAACCUGGCAGCGAUAUUUCAGGACAGAUUAAAUGACCCAAGGAUUUCAUCUAUGCUAAAAAAGAACGGUGGACUUGGAGACGUAGAACUAGCUAAUCUUCUUCAGGAUAAAGGAUUGGAUCCAAAUUUUUCCUACAUGCUGAAAGACAAAGUUAUGGAUCCACGGAUUUUAGCUUUGCUACAGAGGAGCAGCUUAGAUGCAGAUAGAGAGCAUCAAGAUGAUGUAGAUGUCACAGCUACUGAUUCAGAUAGAUUGGAUACCACUAUUGCAAACCAGAUCUCUCUGUCAGAAGAACUAAGGAGAAGCGGUCUAGAAAAAUGGUUGAACAUUUCAAGGCUAAUAUUCCAUCAUUUAGCUGGAUCUCCAAUACGUGCUUUUAUUGUUUUCACAGUAAUGUUCAUAAUAGAGACUGCUACUGUGGCUAUAUAUCGACCAGAGACCAUCAAAGUGAUAAAUGCAACACAUGAACAGUUUGAAUUUGGUUUCUCGAUACUGCUUCUGUCACCAGUUGUCUGCUCCAUUAUGGCAUUCAUUUGGUCUCUGCGUGCUGAAGAAAUGAUGAUGACAUCCAAGCCCCGGAAGUAUGGUUUCAUUGCAUGGCUACUGAGCACAUGUGUUGGUUUGUUUCUCUCUUUCUUAAGCAAGUCAUCAGUUAUAUUGGGCUUGUCUCUCACAGUACCACUUAUGGUGGCUUGCCUCUCAUUUGCUGUUCCCAUAUGGAUGUGUAAUGGUUACCGUUUCUGGAUUCCUGGAAGGGAGUUCGAUACUCGUGAAAUUGUUAGUCAAGCUCCAGGAAAGAAAGAGCGGGCUCUCUUUGUUAUCAGCAUAGCUGUUUUCACUGCCUCAGUUAUUGGCCUUGGUGCAAUAGUGUCAGCAAAGCCUUUAGACGCUUUAGGCUAUAAAGGGUGGGAUGCUGAUAACAGCUUCUAUUCUCCCUAUGCAACAUCGAUGUAUCUUGGAUGGGCGUUGUCUUCAACAAUUGCUGUGAUUACCACGGGGUUGAUACCUAUUGUUGCUUGGUUUGCAACGUACCGGUUUUCACCUUCAUCAGCUAUAUGUGUUGGCCUCUUUGCAACUGUUCUUGUGUCCUUUUGUGGUGCAUCUUACUGGGGAGUGGUAAAUUCACGAGAGGAUGGUGUGCCUCUAAAGGCUGAUUUCCUGGCAGCAUUACUUCCCUUGCUUUGCAUUCCUGCAUUUUUCUCGCUGUUCACUGGGCUGUACAAAUGGAAGGAUGAUGAUUGGAAGAUUUCUCGUGGCGUUUACCUUUUUGUUGGCAUGGGAAUGUUGCUGUUGUUUGGUGCAGUUGCAGCUGUUAUUGUCACAAUCAGGCCCUGGACUGUUGGAGUUGCUUGCCUCGUAGCCAUUCUGUUCCUUGUAUUUGUUAUUGGGGUCAUCCACUACUGGACAUCUAACAACUUCUAUCUAACGAGGACUCAGAUGCUGCUUGUUUGUUCCAUUGCUUUUCUCCUAGCCUUGGCUGCCUUCCUGAUGGUUUUAUUUCACGGAAAGCCUUUUGUUGGAGCAUCUAUAGGUUAUUUCUCAUUUAUAUUUCUUCUCACUGGAAGGGCUUUGACUGUCCUUCUAUCACCGCCAAUUGUAGUGUAUUCGCCAAGAGUAUUGCCUGUAUAUGUUUAUGAUGCUCAUGCAGACUCUGCUAAAAAUGUUAGCUAUGCCUUUCUUAUUCUGUACGGAAUUGCAUUAGCAACUGAAGUUUGGGGUGUUAUUGCUAGUCUAAUAAUGAGUCCAUCAUUUGUUGGGGCUGGCGUUUCUGCUGCUACUCUUGUAAUUGCUUUCAGUUUUGCUGUUUCUCGACCAUGCCUGACUCUUAAGAUGAUGGAGGAUGCAGUUCAUUUUCUCAGCAAGGAUACAGUUGUGCAAGCGAUGUCACGGUCUGCUAAUAAAACUAGAAAUGCUAUAUCUGGGACUUACUCAGCGCCUCAGAGGUCUGCAAGCUCUGCUGCUCUUUUGGUUGGAGAUCCUGCUCUUACAUUGGACAGGGCUGGGAACUUUGUGCUUCCUAGGGCUGAUGUUAUGAAGCUGAGAGAUCGUUUGAGAAAUGAAGAAAUUGCUGCAGGAUCUUUCUUAUGUGGAGUAAAAGAUUGUUUAGUAAUUUGCCCCCAGUCCCUGUCAAACGUAGAUUAUCGGAGGAAUAUGUGUGCCCAUGCACGUAUUUUGGCUUUGGAAGAAGCAAUUGAUACGGAAUGGGUGUAUAUGUGGGACAAAUUUGGUGGUUAUUUACUUCUGUUGCUUGGAUUGACUGCCAAAGCUGAACAAAUACAGGAUGAAGUACGUCUAAGACUCUUUUUGGAUAGCAUAGGCCUUUCCGAUUUGAGUGCCAAAGAAAUUAAGAAAUGGAUGCCCGAAGAUCGGAGGCAAUUUGAGCUUAUUCAAGAAAGUUACAUAAGGGAAAAAGAAAUGGAAGAGGAGGCUUUGAUGCAAAGGCGAGAGGAAGAAGGGAAGGGAAGAGAAAGGAGGAGGGCAUUGCUGGAGAGAGAGGAACGAAAAUGGAAGGAGCUCGAAAUAUCAUUGCUUUCUUCCAUUCCUAAUACUGGAAGCAGGGAUGCUGCAGCUAUGGCAGCAGCUGUCCGAGCUGUUGGAGGUGAUUCUGCCCUGGAAGAUUCUUUUGCAAGAGAUAGGGUCUCUUCAAUAGCCAAUCACAUACGAAAGGCACAAUUGGCUCGGCGAGCAGAACAGACUGGUAUUCCAGGCACUGUAUGCAUACUUGAUGAUGAACCGAGGAGUACUGGUCGUCAUUGUGGAGAACUGGACUUGUGCCUCUGUCAAAGUCAAAAGGUUACUUUGUCUAUUGCUGUCAUGGUUCAACCUGUAUCUGGUCCAGUGUGUCUUUUUGGAAGUGAAUUCCAAAAGAAGGUUUGCUGGGAAAUCUUAGUGGCAGGAUCAGAACAGGGAAUGGAAGCUGGACAGGUUGGUCUUCGAUUAGUGACUAAGGGUGAAAGGAUGACUACUGUUGCUAAAGAGUGGAAUAUUGGUGCGUCUAGUAUUGCAGAUGGCAGGUGGCAUCUUGUCACUGUAACUUUAGAUGCUGACCUAGGUGAAGCAACUUCUUUCAUUGAUGGAGUUUAUGAUGGAUAUCAGAAUGGGUUGCCGUUGCCAACAGAUAAUGGUAUUUGGGAACCUGGGACUGAUAUUUGGGUUGGUGCUAGGCCACCCACAGACUUAGAUGCCUUUGGUAGGUCAGAUAGUGAAGGUUCUGACUCAAAGAUGCAGAUCAUGGAUGCUUUUCUAUGGGGAAGAUGUCUCAGUGAAGAUGAGGUUACUGUGUUACAUACUGCCAUGUCUCCUGCUGAGUAUGGAUUUUUUGACCUUGCACCCGGCGAUGCUUGGCAUGGAAGUUAUUCUGCAAGGGUGGAUGACUGGGAAAGUGAAGAUGCUUAUGAGGUUUAUGAUCAAGGGGAUGUCGAAUGGGAUGGACAGUACUCAAGUGGUAGGAAACGUCCGGUACAUGAUGCUGUAGCUAUUGACAUUGACUCCUUUGCUAGGAGACCAAGAAAACCAAGGUUUGAGACACGUGAUGAAGUCAACCAGCGUAUGCUUUCUGUUGAAAGGGCUGUCAGGGAUGCUCUUGUCGCGAAAGGAGAGAGAAACUUCACUGAUCAAGAGUUCCCUCCAGAGGAUCGUUCUUUAUUUGUAGAUCCAAUGAAUCCACCUCUGAAACUGCAGGUUGUUUCUGAAUGGAUGAGGCCUUCUGACAUAGCAAAGGAGAUAUCGAUCAGUUCUCAGCCUUGCUUGUUUUCGGGUUCUGUGAAUUCCUCAGAUGUGUGUCAGGGUCGGUUGGGAGACUGUUGGUUCCUAAGUGCAGUCGCAGUUUUAACUGAGAUGUCUCGUAUAUCAGAAGUUAUAAUCACUCCUGAGUACAACGAUGAAGGGAUUUACACAGUCAGAUUCUGCAUUCAGGGUGAGUGGGUAGCCGUGGUUGUUGAUGAUUGGAUCCCGUGUGAGUCUCCGGGGAAACCAGCAUUCGCUACUAGUAGAAAGCAAAAUGAGCUUUGGGUAUCCAUUCUUGAGAAGGCUUAUGCAAAACUUCAUGGCUCUUAUGAGGCAUUGGAAGGUGGGCUUGUUCAAGAUGCUCUAGUGGAUCUCACAGGUGGGGCUGGUGAAGAGAUUGAUAUGCGAAGUCCUCAAGCACAACUUGAUCUGGCUAGUGGAAGAUUGUGGUCCCAGUUGUUGCAUUUCAAACAAGAAGGUUUUCUUCUUGGUGCUGGAAGUCCUUCUGGAUCUGAUGCUCACAUCUCAUCAAGUGGCAUUGUUCAGGGACAUGCGUACUCAAUUUUGCAGGUAAGAGAAGUUGAUGGCCACAAGCUCAUCCAAAUCAGAAAUCCAUGGGCAAAUGAAGUUGAAUGGAAUGGACCAUGGUCAGACUCUUCACCAGAGUGGACCGAACGAAUGAAGCAUAAGCUCAUGCAUGUUCCACAGUCGAAGAAUGGGGUAUUCUGGAUGUCUUGGCAAGAUUUUCAGAUUCACUUUCGGUCAAUAUAUGUUUGUCGUGUUUAUCCACCUGAGAUGCGUUAUUCUGUCCAUGGGCAAUGGCGUGGCUACAAUGCAGGUGGUUGCCAAGAUUAUGACUCAUGGCAUCAAAAUCCACAGUAUCGACUUAGAGUAACAGGACGUGAUGCACUAUACCCUGUUCAUGUUUUUAUUACCCUUACUCAGGGUGUUGGUUUCUCUAGAAAGACGAAUGGUUUCCGUAACUACCAAUCUAGUCAUGAUUCUUCAAUGUUUUACAUUGGAAUGAGGAUACUCAAGACACAGGGCUGUCGUGCUGCUUACAAUAUCUACAUGCAUGAAUCAGCUGGUGGAACAGAUUACGUUAACUCAAGAGAGAUAUCAUGUGAACUGGUCUUGGAUCCUUAUCCCAAAGGCUGCGUCUGCUGGGCAGGGCUUCUUGUCACCCGUGUAACGCAGGAUCCAGCUGUGGGUUCUCAGGAACUAGAUAAUGAGCUGACAAAAGGCAAUGCUUCUUGUGCUCAAGGGAAGGAGAGAAGGCAGGAUUCAUGGUUCUUUGAUAGCUGCGCAAAGUGCAGGCUGGGAAAUGUCUUGUUAGCAAGCUGCAGUUUUGCUGAUUUGAGCGUGUAG